Molecule: messenger RNA, 809 nt
Organism: Triticum urartu
Lineage: Eukaryota; Viridiplantae; Streptophyta; Magnoliopsida; Poales; Poaceae
Source: RefSeq, a predicted model, not a curated record
CCCCGGCUUUCUAGAAUCUCCAAAAGCCCCUCUUCCUUUUUCGCCGGAUCUUCUUGUGCACAUCAUCGCAUAUCCCAAAGCAGAAAACGCAAAAGAAACAGCAAUCCAAGCAAUCACGCGGCUGGUGCGAAGCAGCCAAGGACCAGCGAAGGGGGAGGGAGUUGACAAUGGGACAGUGCGGAUGCUUCGGGGCGGCGCAGAAGGAGCAGCGGGCGGAGGCCGACCGCCUCGAGGCGCAGGAGGCCCGCGCAAGGGCCGCCGAGGCCGCCCAGAAGAGGCAGCAGGAAUAUGAAAAGUCAGCUGCUGGACGAGCAGCACGAGCACAUAUUAAAGCUAUGAAGGAGGCCAAGACAUCAUCAAACCAAGGAGAGCCGGUUCUGAAGUGGCAGAUGGGGUAAAUCAUCGUAUGUGUCCUUGCAACUUUCAGCGUGUUGUUGAUGGUGUGUGGAAGCUUGUUUUCUUUUGAUCAUGCGAUGCAGUUUGGUCACCUAACUCAGUUGUGAUUUUUGUCAGUGAAAUGUACAUCCUUUUAGUCACUGCUAUACACGCCUAUUCAGAGUUAUGUAUUGCCCAAUCUGUCUUCUAGAAGUGUGUCGCGUGUUACUGUACAAUCUAUAGACAGUGGUGGUUGUCUGGCAAGGUAGGUAUUUUGCUUACACUUCUUUUGUACAAAGCUACGGGAGCAUGAUACCUGCAACUAUCCAGUGGGUUUUCUUUUUACCAAAGACCAGUCGUGUAGAUGUUCUUGUUGCAUUGAAAGUGCUCACUCUAUGAGAAGAUGGAAGAAAGGGAAGGAUUAUUCAUGUGCA